Molecule: messenger RNA, 930 nt
Organism: Prunus armeniaca (apricot)
Lineage: Eukaryota; Viridiplantae; Streptophyta; Magnoliopsida; Rosales; Rosaceae
Source: the annotation of a GenBank genome assembly
AUGCAAAGCGCUAAUAUUGUUCCUAUCCCUUCUCCCACUGCUUCUGCUGCUGCUGCUGCUGCAACUGCGAAGCCCUCUUUCUUACUGCUACUAACAGUAACAAAAGCAAACCCGCCUUCAAAAACCCCAAACUUUUCGGCGAGUGUUUACUCGUCUUCUUUUAUAAAACCAAACCAUUCCACCGUCUCCCAUUCCAGUUGCAGACCUCAUGCGCAGUGCUUAUCUUCAAACAAGUUCGAUUCGGCCUUCUUGUCUCAGGAUGACGAGGAUGAUGAUGAUGACCAAGCGGUAUCGGAGGAUGGUAAUGGUGACGUAAGCAUAAAUAUGGAUGCUGCGGCGGAUGAUAUUGAUAUUGAUAUUGAUAUUGAUGUAGAGAUAGAGAAGACGGGAAAUAACUGUCGGAGGAUCCAAUCAGAAAUUGGGAUAGAGGCCCCACUCAACACCGUCUGGAAUCUCUUGACUGAUUAUGAGAGAUUGGCCGACUUCAUUCCGGGACUUGCCGUCUGUCGAUUGCUCCAUAAGACAGACAACUACGCUCGACUUUUUCAGAUUGGGCAGCAAAACUUGGCAUUUGGGCUGAAAUUCAAUGCUAAAGGAAUCGUAGAUUGUUAUGAGACUCCGCUUGAGACCCUUCCUAAUUUGGGUCACAGGCGUGAUAUCGAAUUUAACAUGGUUGAAGGUGACUUUGAAAUCUUUCAAGGAAAAUGGUCUCUUCAACAGCUGAAUGGGGAAAUAUCAUGUGACGACUCUUUGAUAGAGCAGCAAAUGCACACAACUCUUUCCUACUUGGUUGAUGUAAAGCCAAAGCUGUGGUUGCCCAUUCGGCUUGUUGAGGGUAGACUUUGCAAGGAGAUAAAAAUUAACCUUGCAUGCAUCCGAGAAGAAGCGCUGAAACUAAAUCACAGUAACACUAUGCAGCACACUCGUUAA